Molecule: messenger RNA, 504 nt
Organism: Lecanosticta acicola
Lineage: Eukaryota; Fungi; Ascomycota; Dothideomycetes; Mycosphaerellales; Mycosphaerellaceae
Source: the annotation of a GenBank genome assembly
AUGUCCGGCGGCGGCGUCCCUCGCUCCCUGCGAGCCUGCAUGGUCUGCUCCUACGUGCAGCAGCAAUCCCGCUUCGUUAAGAACGGCUGCCCCAACUGCGAUCACUUCCUGGAAAUGCGUGGCAGCGCGGACGUCGUCAGCGAAUGCACGAGCGAAGUCUUUGAGGGACUGCUGACGGUCAACGACACCACCGGCAGCUGGGUGGCCAAGUGGCAGCGCAUCGUCGGCUAUGUGUCGGGCGUCUACGCGGUCAAGGUGAAUGGAGUGGUAAGUCAUCGAGGUCAUCGGAAACGGCGUUAGAGAGGGAGAGAGAGAGAGGGGAUCGCAGGGGUGCUGAUUUUUUUUUUUUUGCCCUCCAGCUGGCGGAGGAUUACGUUGCUGCUGCGGAGAGCGCUGGUGUCAAAUACAUACCGUGAGUGAUGAUGGGCAACGAAUCCUGGAAAUUGCCGGGCAUGGCUGACGGAAAUUUCCAGGCGUGACGGCAGCGCGAGUACUGAUGAAUAG